Molecule: messenger RNA, 1972 nt
Organism: Aedes albopictus (Asian tiger mosquito)
Lineage: Eukaryota; Metazoa; Arthropoda; Insecta; Diptera; Culicidae
Product: apyrase
Exons: 4
Coding region: 313-1608 (431 amino acids)
Biological process (GO): proteoglycan biosynthetic process
Molecular function (GO): calcium ion binding; GDP phosphatase activity; UDP phosphatase activity
Source: RefSeq, a predicted model, not a curated record
GUGACAUUUCUUUCCGACACGACAACUGUCGCUUCACAUCUUCCUUCACAGUAUCAUUCCCAUCGAGUCGAAAUUGAAGCAAAAUCACAAAACCUUUCAUCUUCCACCGAUUUUUAGCCAUUGAAAAUGAUGGGAGAACAUACGCGUGAAUAGUGUGCCAACUCAGGAGUUGCGAAACCAGAGCCCCGUUCCGUUUGGCUAGUGUUGUGAAAUUUCGGACCCAUUCAAGGUCCUUUGUUAUUCGGACGUCAUCCAACCAACAGUCUUGGCAGCGAAUUCGGCAAUCGAAUGAAGCCACGGCCGUCAAGCUAGAUGAAAAAUUACAACUACAGUAAACUGAGCCAACGGGACCUGGAAGCCAACUCUUCGGUCUCUUCAGCGGGCACUAGUAGCGGCAUCGGCAACAGCCACAGCUUCAACGGUUCGACUGUCAUCGAUACGGGAAUGUAUCUUCGGGACUGGCGGCAAGCCUUGAGGACUCCACCCUCGUACCGGAUCGGCAACCGGACCAUCCGGUUGCAGGUGCACGUCAUAUGGCCGCUGGCAGUGCUAGCAGCGAUACUGCUGUUCCUGUUAUACAUCAUCGGUAGCUCAACGAUGACGAGCGGGUCCAGCAUGGGCAAUAUGGACCGCAAUUCGGUGAUAUUUUACAACAGCACCUAUCCGCUAACUAGUCCGAUCGUGAGCAACGGGAUUUACUCGUUCCGGAUAGGGGUGAUUGCGGAUUUGGAUACGAAUUCGCGGGUCGGCGGCAAGGAUUCGUGGAAUAGCUACUUCAUGAAGGGCUACCUGAGCUACAUUCCCUCGAAGGGAACCGUUGCCGUUUCGUGGGACGAAACGGGACCUAGGGAGAUGAAAUCCAGUUUUUCGCUGAAAGGUCGGGGGAUGGAACUAUCCGAGCUGGUGGUGUUCAACGGAAAGCUUCUCACUUUUGACGAUCGUACCGGUCUGGUGUACGUAAUAGAAAAGGACAAUGUCUAUCCGUGGCUGCUACUGAUGGAUGGUGAUGGCAAGGCCAGCAAGGGAUUCAAAUCCGAAUGGGCCACCGUGAAAGAUCAGGUCCUCUACGUGGGCUCGAUGGGAAAAGAGUGGACCACAGCUAGUGGGGAGUUCGAGAAUAACAAUCCAAUGUUCGUGAAGGCGAUCACUGUGCACGGAGAGAUCUACCAUCUCAACUGGGCAAACAAUUUCAAGGCGCUGCGAAGUUCCAUCGGCAUCGAGUGGCCCGGCUACAUGAUCCACGAAUCGGGCGUGUGGUCCAGCGAAGCCAAAAGGUGGUACUUCCUGCCGAGGCGAUGCUCCAGGGAUCGCUACAACGAAACGCGCGACGAGCACAUGGGCUGCAACUAUCUGAUCACGGCCGAUGAAUCGUUCCACUCGAUCAAACCGAUCGAGCUGAAGCGGACGAAUUUUCCUCCCACGCAUGGGUUCUCCAGCUUCAAGUUCCUACCGACGACGGAAGACCAAAUCAUCAUAGCCCUCUCGACGGAGGAACUGAACGGUAAAACGUCCAGCUACAUCAGUGCGUUCAACGUGAAUGGGGAGAUGCUGAUGCCGGAAACGAGGAUACCAACGGAUUUCAAGUUCGAAGGUUUGGAGUUUAUUUAGGAGCAGUGGGCGGCUGCGCACACACUAAAACUAAAAUCCAAAGUCGAACUGAAUACCUUUAGCUAAAAAUGAAUUAUUGUACAUAGGUAGCGCCGUAUGCAAAGAUGUGUAUUUGUUGAAAGGCACGAUAUCAGGAAAGUAUUACAGUACUAAAUUUGAAUGCCAUAGUUUAUCCGUUGAUUUUUUUUUCGUUGAAACUAAAAAACAACAUUUUUCGUGUUGUUGAUUCCACAAUGGGAAUGCAAUAGUUUUACCCUCGUUCUAUUCAAAGCUUUCAGUAGAUUUUGUUUUAUUAAUUCAUCUCUAAUCUGAUGUGAUAUUCGUCUCUAAUUUAUUGAACAAUAGAUAAAAUGUGGAAUUGAAA